AACAUUCAAAACUAGUUUAAAACUAAACGUCUGAUCAGUCUGAAGACUUGAUCCAUUGAUGUUCGUAUAGCAAGUUCAAAUCUCACUCUUUCAAUUUCGUACCACCGCUCAGCCAAUCAGUUUAGCAAGCCCGGAUUUGUUGUUAUUUUUUUUUCUUGCCUCUGCUGAAAGCUUCAAGAGCCCAAAGGUUUUUUUAUUGCGAGAUCCAAAUCUGUUAUUUUUCUGGGACUGCAUCUUUAUGGCAGAUAAUAGAUCAAGCACUCUCUAUAGCAGUUAGUUUUGGAUGCUUAUAGCAUUGUAGUGACUGUGCUAUCUACCUCAGAUUUUAUAGUAACAGCCUUUCCGAAUUUAUCCAGUUGUGUUGACCCAGAAUGCUGAAACUGUAAGUUACUGGACUCGCUAUUUGUGGCAGUUGGCUGAACCCGCUUUCGAAUCUCUCCUCCCUAACUGAUUGCACAUGGACAUGAGAAGUACACUAUUUAGCAUAUAAAGCCUGAUGAUGUCCCUGCUUCUCAUGUUAUCUAUAGUUGCAGACAAAUCGAUUGAUAUGGAAAAUGUUUUUGGCUUGGUAAGGAUUGAUUUUAGCCCAACCACGGUGUCUAUUGUUUGUUAACGCUGACGGUGGAAAUUUAACUAUAAAGGGGAAGACAAACAGAAAAUCAGAAAGAAAACCAUUUAUUUUGACCAUAUGGAGGUUUUGAUAAGUUCUGCAUAAACUGUUAUUCCGAUUCCUGUGUGAAAUGAGAUAAGGUCAGAGUUCUUUUUUAUCAGAUCAGAAAAGGGGAAAUUUUGCAGUAUCUUCUGUUCUGUUUUAAGAAUCUUUGCAAUAUCAUAUCAAUGCAUAACAAGGAGAAAAUCAUGGUGGAGAGAGAUACAGGGCGAUCUCGUGGAUUUGGAUUUAUUACAUUCUCAGAUCGCCGGUCCGUGGAUGAAGCUAUAAGGGAGAUGCAUGGGCGAGAGUUGGGGGAGCGCACCAUCUCGGUGAACAAGGCUCAACCCAAGAUGGGUGAUGAUCUUGAUCAUGGCUAUAGAGGAGGUUACCCAUCGAGUGGCAGGGGUCGUUAUGCAGGUGGAGACAGGCCUGUUGCACAAGAUGAAUGCUUCAAGUGUGGGCGCUUUGGGCACUGGGCUCGUGAUUGCCCUUCAGCUGGUGGUGGACGAGGUGGGAGUGGCGGGAUGGUCUCUUCACGUUCAAGAUAUGGUGGAGCAGAUGACCGUGGUGAUCGCUUCAGAGACCGUGAUCGGUACAUUGAUGACCGUUAUGAUGGUGGACGCUUUGGAGAUAGGGACCGUUUUGACAGCAGAGAUGACAGAUACGGAAGCCGAGAUCGUUUCAUCAGCGACAGGUAUCCGCCUAGUGGAGAUCGAUUUGCUGAUCGCUAUGGUGGUUCGGAUCGUUUCCCGCAAAAUGGCUACGGCAAAGAGAGGGGGUUUCGAGAUGUUGCUCCGAGAGGUAGCGAUAGGUAUGGAAGCGGAGGGCCAGCACGGAAUGAUGGAAGAGGGUACCGUAACAGGGCUGGCCCUUAUGAUCGUCCGGGCAUGGGAGGCCGCCGUCUUCGUUUGACCGCUAUUAAGCGAUGUCGUUAUGAUAUGUGGAGUUCUAGGCGAGAGCAGUAUGAAUGCAUAAGUACUGGUGUUUUAUCUAAUCAAUGGAAUCUGGAAUUUCUAUGAAUGGUAGGAUUUGACCAAGUUUUAAUUAAAUUAGAGAAUCCGUUCC
Messenger RNA from Hibiscus syriacus, 1717 nucleotides. Its product is annotated as glycine-rich RNA-binding protein RZ1C-like. The record is from RefSeq and is a predicted model, not a curated record. Bases 838 to 1671 code for a protein of 277 amino acids. The transcript is spliced from 3 exons. Lineage: Eukaryota; Viridiplantae; Streptophyta; Magnoliopsida; Malvales; Malvaceae. Gene Ontology annotation, molecular function: RNA binding; zinc ion binding.